Molecule: messenger RNA, 2173 nt
Organism: Impatiens glandulifera
Lineage: Eukaryota; Viridiplantae; Streptophyta; Magnoliopsida; Ericales; Balsaminaceae
Exons: 10
Coding region: 333-2123 (596 amino acids)
Source: RefSeq, a predicted model, not a curated record
CAAAGUUGAAGGACUUAUUUUUUUAACAUUUUUUCCCUUUAUUAGCCUCAAAUACAUACAAAAAAAGGCUCAAGAAAACUGUAAUUGCAAGCUACGGCAAAGAUAGAAAAAGAUGGGAGCUAUGAACCUAAAGCCAAUAUAAUCUAACUCACCAAAUUAGACAAAGACAGUUAGUCCAUAACAAAGAAAAAAAAAAACAGAAAUUGAAAGCUCCAUUCCAUCUUCUCAAAUUUACUCUCUUUAUAUCUAAGCCAAUUCUCAUCACAAAUCUCAUCUACCCCAAUUAUCCUAUACUGUGAUUUCACACGAUCUUUUUGAAGUGGCUAGCUCCGAUGGCAAGUGGAGUCGAUGGCCAUUGGCCGAUUCAACAACCUUUUUCGAAGAUUAACCAUAGAAAGAAGAAAAAUGGCAAGGGUCAGAAGAGAGAAGAGCUUGAAGAAGAGGUUUGUAUGCUUUACAAAAUGCUGGAAAAUGAAAGGAAGGUAAAUGAAAUAUUGGAGAAAGCACAUAAUGGGCAUGUUGCUUCUACUCUAUCUAUCCCUCGCCAUUUUCCUUCAAAGGCAAAGGGAUUACUAGAAGAGAUAGCGAUGGCCGACGAAGAAAUCGUGCUAUUGGAGAGACAAAUAGCUAAACUAGAAAGGAAUUUAGAGGAGGAAAAACAAUUAACGAGAAACUAUAAACAAAGAGAAUCACCUAUGCACCGCUUGGGUCCAACUUCGACGCCUCUACCACAUUUCAACAAAAGUAGUACUAGUUCCGCUAUUAGAGAGGCAUCAACAUCUAGCCAAAGAUUGGGGAUUUUCGAGACGAAAGCAAUGCAUUUCAUCAACAAAGCAAUCAAGGGAGAUUACAACAUGAGUGAUUUCAAGAGUAAGGGGGCGAUCGAUAACCACAAGGAGAAUGGAGUUAUUGACGAAGAUAGUAACAAUAAGAAUAAAACCUACCAAAACUUGUGGAUGAAGCCCUCUAAGUCUCCUUUGCGCGACACUCGUCGUCCCAUUCCAUAUACCAAGAAGGAACACUUUGUUGAGUUGGAAAAACCAAUUCAAUCACAAGAAGAUAGCAUAAAUAGAAACAGCCACAGGUAUUUGUCCCCGAACAAGCUCUCCGAGAGGAUCAUGAAAUGUUUAAUCUUCAUUUUCGUGAGGCUAAUAAGGACGUCGAGAUCAAUGGAGCUAGAAAAAUCGGGUCCAAUUUCAAGGUCCAUCAACUUCUCUUUGAGCACAAGAAGCUUUAGGGUCGACACCCUUUCAAGCACAAAGGCCAACCUUAUGUUGCAAAGAGAAGCGAAACAACAAGACCCUUAUAGCAUAUUCGAUAUGGACGAUUCAAUUCCUAGGGAUAUCGGUCCUUAUAAGAACCUCGUCAUAUUCACAUCAAGUUGUUUGGACCCAAAGUUCCUCUCCAAUCCCACCUCUAUCCCUUUGCUGCAAAAGUUAAGGGUUUUAUUGAAUAAUCUCCGGAUGGUGGACUUGACAAUUUUGGGUCAUCAACAAAAAUUGGCAUUUUGGAUCAACAUGUACAAUGCUUGUAUCAUGCAUGGAUUUCUUCAAUAUGGACUCCCAUCUACACCUGAAAAAUUAGUAACACUAAUGAAUAAGGCAACUCUAAACAUUGGAGGGAACACAAUAAAUGCACAAGCCAUAGAACAUUUUAUACUUAGAAGACCUUUACCUUCAAUGUUAAAAGAGGUUCAUUGGAAAGGAGAAGGUGAAGAUAAAGAAGAAACGAUACGAAAACAAUAUGGUCUCGAUGCACCCGAUCCAAACAUCACUUUCGCACUCUGUUGUGGUACUCGUUCUUCUCCCGCGGUAAAGAUUUAUACACCUGAUAGUGUUGUUGGAGAGCUAGAGAAAUCAAAACUAGAGUUCCUUCAAGCCUCAAUAAUGGUGAAAAACACCAAAAAGAUAGGUUUUCCAGAGCUUCUACUAAGGAAUAUGCAUGAUUUUGCCCAAGAUUUGGACUCACUUGUUCAAUGGCUUUGUCAAGAAUUACCCACAUCAGCUACUCUUAGGAAAUCUAUGGUGGAUUGCUUUAGGGGACUUACUAAUAGUUCUAAGGUUUCAUCUAUUGUUGAGAAAAUACCAUAUGAUUUUGAGUUUCAGUAUCUCUUAUUUGUAUAAUAGAGUUUUAUUUUUCUAUUACUAAUAAAAUAUGUCAAAUAAUAUACUGA